Fukomys damarensis (Damara mole-rat) is the source of this 2431-nucleotide messenger RNA. It is a transcript of the gene Pola2, whose product is annotated as DNA polymerase alpha 2, accessory subunit. NCBI's taxonomy places the organism in Eukaryota, Metazoa, Chordata, Mammalia, Rodentia, Bathyergidae. Gene Ontology annotation, molecular function: DNA binding. Gene Ontology annotation, biological process: DNA replication; DNA replication initiation. Gene Ontology annotation, cellular component: alpha DNA polymerase:primase complex. Bases 347 to 2143 code for a protein of 598 amino acids. The transcript is spliced from 18 exons. The record is from RefSeq and is a predicted model, not a curated record.
CCCUUUGGCGGGUUUUUUUCUCUGGCUGCUGGGUUCCGCUCUCCUCACGGAAAAGCCUGGUGGUAGCUUUUUGGAAACAGCACCCUCCCACCCCACCCCAGAGAACAACCUGUCGAGAUUUCUACGCUUUCCGUUCGGAAAGCUUCUACGCUUCCACUCUGUUUUUAAGUAGGUGUUUCUCUGUAGCUGACGGCUAGACCUGACAGCCUGAGGCCAUUUGGGCCCUUCCAGUCUCAGGCCCUGGAGGGAGAAGGUGAAACUCGUUCUGCACGUCGACCUCACUCCCGGGGCUUCUACGGUCGGGUCGGAGCUGGGCGGGCCAGGCCCCGGCCCCUUCUGGGUCGCCAUGUCCGUGUCCACCCAGCAGCUGGCGGAGGAGUUGCAGAUCUUCGGCCUGGACUGCGAGGACGUUCUCAUUGAGAAACUGGCAGAGCUUUGUAUUCUGUAUGGGCAGAACGAGGAAGGAGUGGUAGGCGAGCUGAUAGCUUUCUGCACCAGCACAGGCAAAGCUUCCCUUACCUCAGAGAUCCUGAAGACAUUUGAGCAUGAGAUUUUGAGCAAGAGAUUGUCCAAAACAUGGCCCAGUGCCACCAAGGACAGUGGACAUGCAGGAGCUAGAGACAUUAUUUCUAUCCAAGAGCUAAUUGAAGUUGAGGAAGAAGAGGAGAUUCUUUUGAACUCUUACACGACACCCUCUAAGGGUUCUCAGAAGCGAGCUAUUACUACCCCAGAGACUCCUAGAACGAAGAGGAGUGUGUCUGUCCCCAGCCCGCAUCAGCUCCUCUCACCCUCAAGUUUCUCUCCAAGCGCUACUCCCUCCCAGAAAUACAACUCAAGAAAUAACCGAGGAGAGGUGGUUACCACCUUCGGCUCAGCACAGGGGGUGUCUUGGUCGGGGAGAGGAGGAGCUGGAAACAUCAGCCUGAAGGUGGUGGGGUAUCCGGAGCCUCUGACUAGCAGCUACAAAUCCAUGUUUCAGAAGCUCCCAGACAUCCGAGAAGUUCUGACCUGGAAGAUAGAAGAACUUGGCAGCAAACUCAAGGAACAUUACAAGAUUGAGGCCUUUACUCCUCUUCUAGUCCCAGCACAAGAGCCCAUCACCUUGCUGGGCCAAAUUGGCUGUGACAGCAACGGGAAGCUGAACAGCAAGUCGGUGAUUCUUGAAGGAGACCGGGAACUUUCUUCUGGGGCUCAGAUUCCAGUGGAUUUGACUGAUCUCAAAGAGUAUUCUCUGUUUCCUGGACAGGUUGUAAUUAUGGAAGGAGUCAACACCACUGGUAGAAAACUUGUUGCCACCAAAGUCUUUGAGGGUGUGCCGCUUCCCUUCUAUCAGCCCACCGAAGAGGAUGGAGGCCUUGAGCAAACCAUGGUCCUAGUCACCUGUGGGCCAUACACCACAUCUGACAGCAUCACAUAUGACCCCCUGCUUGACCUGAUCUCCAUCAUCAAUCACGACCGGCCAGAUGUCUGCAUCCUGUUUGGUCCUUUCCUGGAUGCUAAGCAUGAGCAGGUGGAGAACUGUCUGCUGACGAGCCCGUUUGAAGAUGUUUUUAAGCAGUGUCUGCGAACAAUUAUUGAAGGGACAAGAAGCUCUGGCUCCCACCUUGUCUUUGUUCCAUCCCUGAGAGACGUGCACCACGAGCCUGUGUACCCUCAGCCACCUUUCAGCUACUCCGAUCUGUCACGAGAGGAUAAAAAGCGGGUGCAGCUGGUGUCAGAGCCCUGCACCCUCUCCAUAAACGGGGUGAUCUUUGGCUUGACAUCCACAGACCUGCUGUUCCACAUGGGGGCUGAGGAGAUCUGUAGUUCUUCCGGGACUUCAGACAGAUUCAGCAGAAUACUCAAGCACAUCCUGACACAAAGGAGCUACUACCCACUCUACCCACCCCAGGAGGACAUGGCCAUCGAUUAUGAGAACUUCUAUGCCUAUGCUCAGCUGCCGGUCACCCCAGAUGUCUUCAUAGUCCCCUCGGAGCUGAAGUACUUUGUGAAGGACAUCCUCGGCUGUGUCUGUGUGAACCCAGGGCGCCUCACCAAAGGACAGGUAGGCGGCACCUUCGGACGCCUCUACCUCAGAAGGACACCUGAGGAUGGAGAGGAGAGGCAGAAUCCGUGUGUUGCCGCCCAGGUGGUCAGGAUCUAAGUCUUCUGCCUUUGCUGUCCCCUGUGCAGCCUCACAGAUGUGGAGAGCCCAGGUGUGGGCCUCUGCAACCCCAAACUUGGGGGCUCCCAGAGGAGGAUCCAGCUGUGAGGGCAGGGCUAGGGCCUCCCAUGGUCAAGGUGUUCUGCCAGGCCCCGGCUCAGCUCGGGCUUCUCUGGAAGGAAGCUCUGCUCUCAGGAUUUGUGCACAGUGCCCAGAAGUUAACUGGUUUUGGAAACUCCAUGAUCAGAAAAGGCAGGAAGGUUUUAUGGUUUCCUUCAUGGUUCAAAC